Molecule: messenger RNA, 1577 nt
Organism: Bufo gargarizans (Asiatic toad)
Lineage: Eukaryota; Metazoa; Chordata; Amphibia; Anura; Bufonidae
Gene: MOCS3
Product: molybdenum cofactor synthesis 3
Exons: 13
Coding region: 123-1508 (461 amino acids)
Biological process (GO): protein urmylation; tRNA wobble position uridine thiolation
Cellular component (GO): cytoplasm; cytosol
Molecular function (GO): thiosulfate-cyanide sulfurtransferase activity; URM1 activating enzyme activity; adenylyltransferase activity
Source: RefSeq, a predicted model, not a curated record
CCGUCAGCCCGGAGCGGCCGUGCAUGAAGUAGAUCUGCGCUGCGGCUGCUUCUUUAUUCUAGGAGUCCGCGCCUCUUCCCGUGACAUCAUCCCAGAAGCAACUCCUUUCUAGCCAAGACCUUAUGAGCAUGGAGUCUGCUGACCUAGAUGCUUUCAGAGAAGAGAUCCGGCAAAGAGACGCCGAGAUACAGAGCCUGAGAGAGCAGCUCGCUGCACACCAUGCGGAAAAAUGCUGCACAGCACCGAAACUGCAUAAUGUGGAUGAAAAAUUGGCUGAAAUUGUAAAGACCUCUCUUACCAAUGUGGACAUUCUAAGAUACAGCAGGCAACUUGUUUUACCUGAGUUUGGAGUUAAAGGUCAAUUAAACUUGUCGAGAGCAUCUGUGUUAAUAAUAGGUUGUGGAGGAUUGGGAUGCCCGUUAGCUCAAUACUUGGCUGCAGCUGGAAUAGGACGAUUGGGAUUGCUGGAUUAUGAUGUAGUAGAAAUGAGCAAUCUUCAUAGACAAGUUUUGCAUGGAGAAAAAAGAAAAGGCAUGUCAAAAUCUGCAUCAGUUGUGAAAACACUAACAAAAUUAAAUUCAUCAGUUGAAUAUCUUCCUUAUGAGAUGAUGCUAAACCCUGGGAAUGCUCUGCAGCUUAUUCAGCAAUAUGAUGUCAUAGCAGAUUGCUCCGACAAUGUUCCUACCAGAUAUUUGAUCAACGAUGCUUGCGUGGCAGCUGGUAAACCAUUAGUAUCCGCAAGCGCACUAAGAUGGGAAGGCCAGCUUACAGUGUAUAAUCAUAAAGGAGGGCCAUGUUACCGGUGCUUAUUUCCAGUGCCUCCACCUGCAGAGACUGUGACUAACUGUGCAGAUGGUGGUGUUCUUGGCAUUGUACCUGGAAUAAUGGGCUGCAUGCAAGCUUUGGAAGUGUUCAAGCUAGCAUCUGGAAUGGACUCAUCUUUUAGUGGUAUUAUGCUCAUGUUUGAUGCUCUAGAUGGGCGUUUUCGCAACAUAAGGAUUCGUGGCAAAAAAUCUGACUGUGCAGUUUGCGGCAAUAAUUCGGAACUACAAAUCCUUAGGGACUAUGAGGCUUUCUGUGGUUCGUCGGCUUCAGAUAAGUGCAGAACAUUAACAUUAUUGUCUGGUGAAGAAAGGCUAACCGUUCAGUGCUAUAAACAAAUGCUUGAUGACAACGUUCGCCACUUGCUCAUUGAUGUGAGACCACAGCCGGAAGUAGAUAUAUGUCACCUGGAGCAUUCUUUUCAUAUACCUUUAAGUCAACUGGAGGACAGUAGUUUGAAUUGGUCUAAUGUCCUGACUGAAAGACUUUCAGAUCUGAGCAAGAGUGCUAAUGGAGUAGACAAUAAAGUGAUUGUUAUAUGCAAACUUGGAAAUGAUUCACAAAAAGCUGUGAAGAUACUACAGGAGUUUUCAGACAGAGGAGCAUACAAAUUUAUUGCUAAAGAUAUUAAAGGGGGUUUGAUGGCCUGGUCUGAAAAGAUUGAUUCCAAUUUUCCACGAUAUUGAAUUGUCAUUCCGCUAUGAAGUUACAGAUGAUUUUUGUGUGCUCUGUUAAUAAAACAUCCUGUAUGUGUG